Fusarium sp. VM40 is the source of this 2136-nucleotide messenger RNA. NCBI's taxonomy places the organism in Eukaryota, Fungi, Ascomycota, Sordariomycetes, Hypocreales, Nectriaceae. The record is from the annotation of a GenBank genome assembly.
AUGAUCAACGAUCAGGAUUUGGCACCCAUGGUGCCUUUGAAUAGCAAAGAACAGCCUCUGGUCGAAAAGGCUAGGGGGUGGCGAGAAAACCUCGACGCUGACGACAAAGCUGUCCUGGCCCUGCGAAACCUCAUAUUCGAUAUCUGUCAUCAAAAUGGUGGCGGGCACGGCGGCUCCGCCAUUGGUAUGGCUGCUAUUGGUGUUGCUUUGUACAAGUACACAAUGAGAUACAAUCCAUCUAAUCCAGGAUGGUUCGAUAGAGAUCGAUUUGUCUUAUCUAAUGGCCAUACUGCUAUGUUCUUGUAUGCUUUGAAUCAUCUUGUUGGCUAUGAGAACUUUACAAUGGAUGAAAUCAAGGGCUACGGUAGCGCCAAAACUGAUGGUUAUACUACCAUUUGCCAUGCUCAUCCGGAAAUCGAGGUUCCAGGUGUUGAGGUUACCACAGGACCGUUAGGCCAGGGUAUUGCCAAUGCCGUCGGCCUUGCAAUCGCCAGCAAGAACCUCUCAGCGCGCUUCAACCGGCCUGGGUUUGACGUUGCGACCUCUCGCAUAUUCUGUUUGACCGGAGAUGGCUGUUUGAUGGAGGGUGUGGCCCUUGAGAGUAUCUCACUAGCUGGAAAUCUACAGUUAGAUAACCUGGUGGUCAUAUACGACAACAACCAAGUUACCUGCGAUGGACCCCUAGAAUGGAUCAACGUCGAAGACGUCAAUGCGAAGAUGCGUGCCAGUGGGUGGCACGUCCUCGAGGUGGAUGAUGGAUCUUACAAUGUUAAAACUCUAGUAUCAACACUAGAGUAUGCAAAGACCCUUGUCAGCAAGCCUGUUUUCAUCAAUGUUCGUACUGUCAUUGGUCUUGGCACCUCAACUGCGGGUACAUAUAAAGCACACCAUGGAGUUUUCGAUUCCGGGAGUGUGGCCGAAUCGAAACGUCUUGCAGGACAAGAUCCAUCAUCAACGCAUCAAGUUCCCUCCGACGCCUUGGAAUUCUUCAGAGAAAGGAAACAACACGGCCAAAAUCUAGAAGCUGAGUGGAAGGACUUGCUUGAACGAUAUCAAUCGAUGCAUCCCAUGCUAGCCGAAGAGUUCCAGAAGAGGCGAGCUGGCGACAACGGUAAUGAGUGGAAAAAAGCUCUUGAGGGAAUAGACUCAACCCAGUUUAUCGGAAAUGCAACUCGUGAAGUGAGUGGUUCUCUCAUGGAGAUUCUUUGGAAAACUCACCCCGCGCUUGCUGGAGGGGGAGCAGAUUUGGUCAACUCCAACAAAAUUCCCUACGAAGCAGCUCAAGUAUUUCACCCUUCCACGGGACAAAGUGGACGCUAUAUACGCUAUGGGAUUCGUGAACACGCCAUGGCGUCUAUCUCAAAUGGUAUUGCAGCCUAUAACCCGAAUACCUUCCUUCCGUUCACAGCCACUUUUUUCAUGUUUUAUAUUUAUGCUGCCCCCGGCGUUCGCAUGGGUGCUCUAAGCCACUUACCAGUCAUCCACAUUGCGACACAUGAUUCAUUUGCAGAGGGUCAAAACGGUCCGACCCAUCAGCCUAUCGAGCUGGAUUCUUUGUAUCGUGCUAUGCCAAAUUUGACUUACAUUCGACCUUGCGAUGGCGAAGAAGUCAUUGGAGCAUGGCUCCUUGCGUUAUCCAAAACCUCAGGCCCUUCCAUGCUUUCCCUUGGUCGUGAUCCAGUGGGUACAGUACCAAACACUGAUCGGUCUAAGGUUGGUAGAGGCGCAUACGCCGUCAUUGAUGUGGAGAAGCCAGACCUCAUUCUCGUCAGCUGCGGAACUAAUUUGCACUAUGCUGUUGCCGCAUCUAAGAAUUUGUCUGACUCUGGAGUUGCUACACGAGUAGUUAGUGCUCCGGCUUUCACCUAUUUCGAUGCACAAGAACAAUCUUAUCGAGAGUCUGUCUUUCCGCUAGAUGGCACGCCCAUCAUCAGUAUUGAGGAAUACGUUGCGACAACAUGGGCACGCUACGUAACAGCAAGUAUCGGAAUGACAGACUAUGGCUACUCUGCCUCAAAUGCCAGCAACUAUGCUAGAUUCGGCCUCGAUGCGCAAGGAAUAGAAGCCAGAGCGAAGGCUUAUCUGAAGGACUUGAAUGGACAAGACGCUAGGAAGGCAGGGUGGCGCCAGAUUUAA